Molecule: messenger RNA, 1600 nt
Organism: Drosophila serrata
Lineage: Eukaryota; Metazoa; Arthropoda; Insecta; Diptera; Drosophilidae
Source: RefSeq, a predicted model, not a curated record
UCUAACACUCAGCUAAACAAAACGGAAAACGAAAGAAGGAAGAAAAACAGAAUUAUACAACCAAAAGAGAGGCGAAAGGAGGUGUGGAGGACCAGCUACGCGUCUAGAGGAGCAUCGGCGGCAGAGGUGACCUCCUAACAAUGGCCAUGUUGACGCGUUUGACUAGCAGCGGCACCACCACCGUGGCUGGAGCAGCACCUGGGUCGCCGAAGGGUCUGCAGAGAUUCCAGAACUACAUCGCUGCCUUCUUGUGGCCGGGAACGCAGCGCCAGAGGCGAAAGUCUACACAGUUGGACGCUAUUGAUUGCUUCACCAAUGACCUGGUAACGCGCAAGACGCAGAAAUGGGAGGAGCUCCGCGACAGCCUUAUGAAGCGCCAACCGUCCGCACAGGAGACGGACGCCAAUAGCAAUGUGGCGACGCCGGUGCAGAUAGGUAGCAAGGGAACGGCAGCGAGUACCACUAGCUUCAGCCAGAACGUUGGCAUGAUGUCCAAGGGCAUGAUGAGCGAUUUGAAGGCGCUGCGUUCGCCGCAACUGGGCCUGGACAUCCGAUCUCUGUCGCAGCCGCAGCUGGACAACCUAUUGAUGGCCACGCUGGAGAUCAAGAACAAGCUGGACUUUCUCUACCUGAUCCGCCAGUGCAUCCGCUGUCAUCUGCUGCCCUCCAACGAGGUGUUUGUGGCCUGCCUCAAGUAUUUGAGUGCCCAGCGCAAGCUCCAGCAACUGGAAGCGCUGGCUGAGACCUGUCGCCAGCUGGAGCAUCCCUUUUCACAGACCUACGCCGAUCUGGCUCCCUUCCGGGCCAUCGCUCUGUGGAAUAAUGGCAACGCGGACGUGGCUUUAAUGACCCUCCAUCGCGGCUACGGGGUUAGUAUGUCCUCGGAGGAGGGUCGGCGGAUGGCGCGCACAGCUUUUCGUACCAUUUCGGAGGAGACACUGGCCCAAAAGAGCGAGGCGGUGCUGGUGUCGCUCUUGGAAGUGGCGCGUGCCAUUCACCGGGAACACAAGGACAUCUUUGUGGUGGCCUGCGUGUGGAAGCAGUGCUUCGCCAGCGAUUGGUUCUGCGACCAAAAGUCGGCGGGUGAGCUGUUCGAGCACUACAAGGAGCUGCAGGAGCUGGUGGAGAGGAGAGCCAGUCCCUUGUGCUCCUCAUUCCUGGGCCGCAAUAAUGUGGAUGCCGUGCAUCGUCUGAUCGAGGUGUUUCUGCAGCACAAGCAGCGUUCCGCCUGCUCCAGCUGCCUCAGCCUGCUUUUCAACUAUCAAUAUAUGCGCAAGGAUCUGCGCGCCUGCGCCGAGAUUGUAAAGUCCUGCAGUGAGUUGGAGAUGCCGCUGAACGAGCUACAGAACGAGCAGUUCCUCAGUUUGUUCCUUGACCAGAGCGAUCCCUUGGACUCCUCUGGCGCUGGUGGGGCAGUCAGCAAGUACAAGGCACCCAAGUCCUUCCAGUAUAAGUUCUAGUGUUGCCGCUUUUGCUCGUUAUGCCGUUGUCAUCGUAGUUUUAGCACAAGGAAGCGUUGAGCAAUAUGCAUCCAUCCCAUCCCAAACAAAACAGUAGCGGUAGUCUCGCCUCUCUUUAUUAAAUGUUAUUUAAUGUCCAA